AACGCCGUUUCAAUCUCAAGGACGUUGUCAAUCAUUUUACGACAGUUUGACUUUCGGGUGACCACCAACUUUCAUCAGUGGACGAUAUCCCUGAAACGUGGCCUUAUCAAUAUUCCAGUUCAUUGAUUUUUAAGACCGCUGUAAUUGCUGGGAUUAGGUUAAAUACGUUUUUGUUAACUGUAUUUAAUGUUGGUUAAGCAAAGCUAAAAAUUUCAAUAUCAAACUUAUUCUAAACAAAAAUGCUGUUGAUUUAAAAUAUGAUAAAAAUAUAAUUGAAUUUUCAAAUCUACAUCUGAGACCACUUGAGCAGAGUGUCUAGGAUUGGAAAAUUGGACAUCACUGCAGACUUAAGUCCCAAUUGGGACUGUCCUCUCAACAAGAUGUUUUGAAUUGAGCAGAUUAGAUGAGAAAUUACAUAAGACAACCGGGAGUGUUAAUUUUAGGGUGAUGCAAACCUUUUCCGCAGUCUCUUUCUCAAUAAAGUGAUGGGAACGUUUUGUUAUGAAUAGGACUCCUAGUCCUUAUCUCUUGCAUUUAUUAUUAACCCAACAAUGAGGUCUAUAUUACUACUCAUUAGCUCUCAAAUAUCGUCCAUUAAUUAUGGUUUCAUCCAAGUUUCUGCUAAGUGAAGACGCACUAAUCGAUGAAAACCGUAAAGGUAUUGUAGUGUUUUAUCAGAAUAUUUUAGUUCAACGUAGUCAAUUCGAUUCAUGAGUUAAUUUUCUACGAAUAUGGAAACCAGCUCACGGGUUGUAAAGCUCAACUACAAUCCAAUUACAUCAAACCCUGAUCAUUUUACGGAGAUAAAUUGGUUGUGAAUAGAAUUUCUUCCUUUCUUGUUACAUAUCAUUCACAUUUCAGUUACUGAAACGGUUGGGUGGUCUGCUUCCGCCAACAGAUUAUUCAGGAAAGUCAUGUUUCCUAUCUGUGCGUUUCGUACAAUGAAUAUUUCUCCUAGCAUUCAUGAUCGGCGCCAUCCAGUCACUUUGUCUGUGUGCUUCUGACUAGGCGGAUACCUAAAUAACUUCAUCUCUAGGAGACUGACUGAGACAGUUUGAUCGACUGCCCAGUAAUCUUCGACACUUGACCAGCUAUAAUCAGAGAAUAACGAGAAGGAACAUUCACCAGUACUGUGGUUUUCCGUAUCUUGAUCCUUCUCUUCAGUUUAUCUGAAAUAAGAGCUAGGUUUUGUUAGUUUGAUAUUUUUGCAAAUAUUAAAAAACCGUAACAGUAAUUUGGGGAAAAAUCUGAUUCACAGAGUUCCAUAAAUGAAACGCUAAAAGAUGAUAUUACUCACUGUACGCGAUACUGUAUUUCCUAACAGCAUAUGUCUAUCAAGAUUGAGUUUGAAAAUGUCUUGCUAAAUAUAUUUUGUUUGAAAGCUGGUUGGUGUGGUGAUUUGAGUUUUUAGUAAGUGAGGAAAUUGGCUGUGCGAUGAAUACAUCUAGAAUUCUAAGGCCUAUAUUGCAACACAAUUUUAGUUUUGAUUCCCAUAUCAGGUGAACUUCUUUUAUCUCAUGGAAGUGCCUAUCAAACUCAAACUCUCCUCACAUCGCCGAAAUCAAGCUGAUUGGCAUUUAAAGCAAAACGGUUGUAGUUCAGCGUGUAGAAAAGCUAUUAUUAGUAUAAUAUUUUGAGUAAUAACUUUUAUAUUACAUAAUUUUCCUAACACAGCUCUUAAAUUUUAGGUGUGUCGUGUUCAUGUGGGUCAACCAGGGCUUAAGUGUUCCCAGAAAAUUCGGUCGAAGUAAUGGUUACUAUUGGUUCAUCGUUCUCAAAUGUAGCAGAUACCUUAUUUCCCGGAAUUUAUGUAGCUCUACAGAUGGUGUUGAAAUGGCUCGUAUGCAACAGCGCUAUGCUCUGUUGAACAAGAAAUGCGAAGAACACAUAACCACAUUGGAUCAAGUUAAUCCUCGGGAUGUAUUUGUAAAUAAUGAAGUAAAAUUGAACAAAAUUCAAGUGUAUGGGUUUGAUUAUGAUUACACAUUGGCUCAUUAUACAUCUGACUUGGACGAAUAUAUUUUCAAUGAAUCUCGUAACUGGCUUGUUGAACAAAUGAAGUAUCCUGAAGAAAUUCUGAACUAUGAUUAUACUGAAUUCGCUAGACGUGGUUUGCAUUUUGAUGUAAAACGAGGCUUAUUAAUGAAAGUGGAUGCAUUUCAUCAUAUUCAGCUGGAUACUGUUUAUCGUGGAUUUAAACUACUAUCAUUGGAUGAGAUAUUAAGAGUUUAUCGUGGAAGCCAUUUAUCUAGUGAUAUUUUAAAACAAAAAUUUACACCUAAUGACACGAUUAUGAUUCAGUUGAUGGAUUUUUUCAGAUUGCCGGAAAUUAAUCUUCUAUGUUCUAUUAUAGAUUUUUUCGAUCGACAUGGAAUAGAUUAUAAGCCUGUUUAUGUUUAUCAGGAUGUUUCUACAGCUGUAGCAAGAGUUCAUAAAUCUGGUCUUCUAGGUCAAACCGUAAUGUCAGAUCCAGAAAGGUAUAUUGCGAAGGCGCCUCAAUUAUCCACAUUUUUACAUCGCUUAGUAGAAAAUAAUAAGAAAUUAUUUGUUAUUUCAAACAGUUCAGCUGCUUACAUAGACAAGGGUUUAAAAUUUUUGGUUGGAAACGACUGGCAAGAAUUGUUUGACGUGAUUAUUUCUAGAGCCAAUAAGCCAUCGUUCUUUAAAUCACCACUGGGCUAAGACCUCUUAGUUGUAAUUACAAAUGUACGUUGGGUUCUUAUUUUGUUAAAUGUUUCAAUGUAGCCUGCAUUAUUGCUCCUAAUGAUUUGUUUAUGUGCUUUAUUUAGUGUCACUUUAAACUUUAUGUCAAGUAUACAUCAUGUAGUCAUUUACUUAUCCGUAUAACGUUUGCUAAGCUGAUGUUCUCUCAAAAUCCUCUAAUUUUGAAAACCUUAUUUCUAGUUAGUUGUCGCUGUUUUAGUGGACAAAAUUAUACUCCUUUUACUACUUAAGUAGUUAAAUUUGCUGUGAAAAAUUGUUUCAAUUAUUCUAUAUUUCCUGAUUAUUAUGUAAAUAAAUUUUGUAGAACAAACACAAAUUGCUUUCUCUGAUAAUAAAUUUCUCUGUAUUGAAACCCAGAGAUUCAAUCUAGUGUAAAUCGAUUGUUAAUAGGCUAAUCACCAUCAAGAUUCAUCAAUGGCAACUUGUCUUGCAUGAACAAUCGUGACUGUAAUUUAGGUUCGUCAUUAACAGUGAAACUAAUGUAAUUCACGGUUAAAUAUAUGUUAAUACAUUUGAUUUAUUGAUUAAAGACGAGAAAAUCGGUAAUAACUAUAUCAUAGGACCUACUGAUAUGUUGACCGUAUUGAAAGUUAGAUUAGAAAUACCACCCCUGUAAAUUGAUUAGAAAAGAUCUGAUUGAUACCACCUUGAAGUAUAUAUAUUUUUUCUCACAAUAAAACAAAUGACAAAGCUGUGAAAUGCAGAUGCCUUACCAGACCACUCAAUGUAAUCUUUUAGGCAGAAGGAUAAGUGAUCUUUUUUAACCAACUGAAACUACCCUCCCCUCAAGAUUAGAGCCCACAUAUUCAUCCCAAUAAUCAUGAUAAAAAUGUAGUAAUACCCAUCCGUUAUAAGUGUUUUCGUUCGACAAAUGCAACUUACUACACUCUUAAUCUUAUUCCUCUGUCAAGUUGGCUUAUCCAGAUGUUAGGAGGCGCCUUUAGGUAACCGGACCGGGCCACAGGUGAGAACGUAUUCUUGAAAUAGGGAUUUGCAGUCGGAUACUACAAAACAAACGAACUCUUUUGUGUUAAUCUUAAGAUAAGAACUUAUAAUUGUUCUUCCACAGUAAUUUGGAGUUGCAUAACUCAAAACUAUUUGAGAUUAUAGUGAAGAACUGUCUACUGCAUUUCCCUUAAACUCCUAAUCCGGUUAAAUGGAAUUAUCAGCUAAAUUCACGAUCAACAAUUUUUUUGAGUUUUGUUUUGAUCUCAAUAUAAUACAUUUGAAUCCUAGUUUAGAAGGUCUGAUAACGGACUGUCUGUGAAAUUUCCAAAAUGAGAUGAGGGUUGAUCAAUGCUUAUUCUCGUUCAGUGAUUAAAUACAAUAGAACGUGAAAAUUUCUACAGUUCUCGAUCAAAAUUUCUAAAAGUUUCAAGCGAACUGUAAAACAAAAGAUCGGAGGACAAACUUAUGAUGAAAAUCCGUGCAUUUCUUUGGAAAAAAGUCAGUCUGUUGUAUAGAAUAAAAGAAACCCAGUUAGAUAGAACAAUAAGACUUAUCUGGUAGUAAUAAUAAUAACAAUACUUACAAUUCAAGCUCAUUAUAACUCAUUCGCUUUUGUCUCUGGCUUAGCAUAUAGUUUAGACAUAAGUGGUAUGUAAUUUCAACUAUUUAUUUUUCUCGAUCGAUUAAAUAAUUGAACAAUUCAAGUCAAAAAUAUCGGUAAAACUUUUCACUUUCUAAUUUCAAUACUUUUCAAAUAAAGCGUGUUUUCUUUGUUAUUUUUAUACAAACUGAAAUUAAUUGAUCGUGAUUAAUAUAAACAAACAUGAUUUACUGAAUAACAGCAAUUCAUUCUAUUUAAAGGCCUCUCAUUAACUGAGAACGGUGUAAGUAUGCUUUAGUGAUAUUAUUAUUUAACAUUAACAUGCUGUAAUCAAUACAAUUUGAAAUGUUCACAUUAAAAUUGUAAUCAUUCCGACAAUAGUGUAUUUGUAAUUAUGAAUGAACUAAUUCUUCAGGAUUGGUAAUGUGUAAGAUGAUAAUUUCUUUCAACUGAGAAUACAUAAAUAUAUAUAUAUUAACCACAUAUAAAUAUCUAUAAUUGAAAACAUACACCGGUUAACUUUGAAAGGAAAAUUCCCUCUGUAAUCAUCAUCUAACUUUAGACCCUAUCGUAUCUGUGAAGUGAUACCUGGUUAUUUGUCAUAGUAUUCCUCAUAUUAAUGUGCAUUAUUUUUGGGAAACAAAUUCUAUUGAUUGAUACAUGAACACAUAUCGCUUAGCUUUUUCAUUUCGUAAUUCAACAUCUUAUAAAUAUUAUGUCAUAACUUCAAUUCCAUAACUUUUAGGUUAUUUUUCAACAUUUUGUAGGCAAUUUCGACGUACUGAUAUCAGUGGGACUUUCAAAGAUUGGGAAGCAGUUCAAACAUUUAAACGAGGUCAAAUAUAUGAAGGAGGUUGUUUAGAAGAGAUGAUAAAACUUACAGGUUGGUCUUCAGCUAGUAUAUUAUAUUUCGGAGAUCAUGUCUAUGCUGAUCUUGCAGUAAGAUUUGUUGAAAUUAGUCGAGUUAAUUUAAU
This is a messenger RNA of Schistosoma rodhaini, 5247 nucleotides long. The record is from the annotation of a GenBank genome assembly. NCBI's taxonomy places the organism in Eukaryota, Metazoa, Platyhelminthes, Trematoda, Strigeidida, Schistosomatidae.